AUGAUAUACCAAGCUUCAGUGACUGCACCAGUCAACAUUGCCACUCUUAAAUAUUGGGGCAAGCGUGACAAAGACUUGAACUUACCCACCAACUCAUCCAUUUCGGUAACUUUAUCACAAAAUGAUUUACGUACUUUAACUACGGCUUCAACGUCUCCUGAUUUCGCUACUGAUCAAUUAUGGCUCAAUGGUAAAAUUGAAUCUUUAGAUACACCACGCACGCAAGCGUGUCUUUAUGAUUUACGUCAAUUGCGUCAACAAAUGGAAUCCAAAGAUGAUACAUUACCGAAAUUGUCCCAAUACAAAUUACACAUUGUUUCCGAGAAUAAUUUCCCCACUGCUGCUGGAUUAGCUUCUUCAGCUGCUGGAUUUGCCGCGUUGAUUAGUGCCAUUGCUCAAUUGUACAAUUUGCCCACUUCAUGGUCCGACUUGAGUAAAAUUGCUCGUAAGGGGUCGGGAUCUGCAUGUAGGUCAUUGUUUGGGGGUUUUGUUGCUUGGGAAAUGGGCACUUUGGCCAAUGGUGAAGAUUCACAAGCGGUUGAAGUUGCGCCAUUAUCGCAUUGGCCUAGUUUAAAAGCGGCAAUAUUGGUGGUGUCUGAUGAUAAAAAGGAUACACCAAGUACAUCAGGUAUGCAAUUGACUGUGCGCACGUCAGAGUUGUUUAAAUAUAGAGUGGAAAAUGUUGUUCCUCGUCGAUUUGACCAAAUGAAACAAGCAAUCUUGGAAAAAGAUUUCCCUCAGUUUGCCAAUUUGACCAUGCAGGAUUCAAAUCAAUUCCAUGCUGUUUGUUUAGACUCGUGGCCUCCGAUUUUUUAUUUAAAUGACACGAGUAAGCGUAUUAUUAAAUUGGUGGAGAAAUUGAAUCAUGAUGCACAAAAGACAAUUGCUGCGUACACGUUUGAUGCUGGUCCUAAUGCCGUUAUUUAUUAUGAUGAAGCUAAUGAGUCCCAAGUGUUGCUGGCAUUGUAUAAACACUAUGGACACGUUGAUGGAUGGAAGGGAGCAAAGGAGGAGUAUGGAUCAUCCGGCGAAGUAGACAAGUGGAGUGGUGUUUCGAGAGUGAUUUUAACUUCCAUUGGUGUUGGUCCUCAAGUAACUUCUGAAUCAUUAAUUAAUGAAGCAGGAUUACCUAAGAAUGCCGAGUAA
Lodderomyces margitis is the source of this 1146-nucleotide messenger RNA. It is a transcript of the gene MVD, whose product is annotated as diphosphomevalonate decarboxylase. The record is from RefSeq and is a predicted model, not a curated record. Gene Ontology annotation, cellular component: cytosol. Lineage: Eukaryota; Fungi; Ascomycota; Pichiomycetes; Serinales; Debaryomycetaceae. The coding region runs from base 1 to 1146 and encodes 381 amino acids. The transcript has 2 exons. Gene Ontology annotation, biological process: isopentenyl diphosphate biosynthetic process, mevalonate pathway; isoprenoid biosynthetic process. Gene Ontology annotation, molecular function: ATP binding; diphosphomevalonate decarboxylase activity.